Messenger RNA from Zootoca vivipara (common lizard), 2750 nucleotides. RefSeq names its product orthodenticle homeobox 1 (gene OTX1). The record is from RefSeq and is a predicted model, not a curated record. Gene Ontology annotation, biological process: multicellular organism development; regulation of transcription by RNA polymerase II. Gene Ontology annotation, cellular component: nucleus. Gene Ontology annotation, molecular function: RNA polymerase II cis-regulatory region sequence-specific DNA binding; DNA-binding transcription factor activity, RNA polymerase II-specific. NCBI's taxonomy places the organism in Eukaryota, Metazoa, Chordata, Lepidosauria, Squamata, Lacertidae.
UCAGGCUACAUUUCCAAUCACCUAAACAACUGGGCGAGACGGCGACCUCGGCAAGGCUGCAGUGAGAGGCUCUCCUGCCCCUGGGAUUGCCUUCAGCCACCUCCUUGGAAGAAUCCAUCUUUUAAUUUUUUUAUUAUUAUUUUAAAAAACCACGAACAAACCAAGAAUCUUAAGACACGCCUUUUGGGGGAAAAGAACAUUUCUAAUUGUGUGUGGAUAAAUUGGAAAAAUCUUUCCAGCUUUUAGCAUGAUGUCUUACCUCAAACAGCCCCCCUAUGGCAUGAAUGGGCUGGGGCUGGCGGGACCUGCGAUGGAUCUUCUCCACCCUUCCGUGGGGUAUCCGGCCACCCCUCGGAAGCAGCGGAGGGAGCGUACCACCUUCACCCGAUCGCAACUGGACGUCUUGGAGGCGCUUUUCGCAAAGACCCGCUACCCGGACAUCUUCAUGAGAGAGGAAGUGGCGUUGAAAAUCAACCUGCCGGAGUCCAGAGUCCAGGUCUGGUUCAAAAACCGUCGCGCCAAGUGUCGCCAGCAGCAGCAGAGCGGCAGCGGCGCCAAGAGCCGCCCGGCCAAGAAGAAGUCGUCGCCGGCGCGGGAGAGCUCUGGCUCGGAAAGCAGCGGCCAGUUCACGCCGCCCGCCGUCUCCAGCUCCGCCUCGUCGUCUUCCUCCAGCUCCAACUCCUCAGGCCCGGCGAGCGGGGCAGCCGCCUUGGGCAACCCUGCUGGCAGCGGUGCCGCCGGAUCCGGGUCGGCCUCGUCGUCUUCCUCCGGGUCCCUGAGCAGCGCGCCCUCUGCGGUGGCGGCCUCGUCCAUCUGGAGCCCCGCGUCCAUCUCGCCUGGCGCUGGGCCGGAGCCCCUGGCGCCCGGCGGCGCGUCCUGCAUGCAGCGCUCCGUCUCGGGCGCGCCGUCCGCCUCUUACCCGAUGUCCUACGGGCAGGGCGGCGGCUACGGGCAGGGCUACCCAGCGCCGCCUCCGCCUCCGCCUCCCCCCUCCUCGUCCUACUUCGGCGGGGUGGACUGCAGCUCCUACUUGCCCAUGCACGCGCACCCUCACGCGCACCAGCUCAGCCCCAUGGCGCCUUCCUCCAUGGCCGGCGCGGCGCAUCCGCAUCCGCACCACCCGCUCGGCCAGGGCUCCAGUCACCACCAUCACCAUCACCACCACCACCACCACCAGCCGGGCUACGGGGGAACCGGACUGGCCUUCAACUCCUCCGACUGCCUGGACUACAAGGAACCGGCCCCAGCCGCGGCCUCUUCCUGGAAGCUGAACUUCAACUCCCCGGACUGCCUGGACUACAAAGACCAGGCCUCUUGGCGCUUCCAGGUGCUGUGAGGGAGGCCCUUCGCGGGGAAGUUUUAUCCAGCCAAAGGAGGAAGGCAGCGCCAGCCGCGUCUCCGCUCAAGCACCCGCAGCCCCGCCACCACCCAGCUCCCUCUCGCCACAUUUCCUCGGGCAGCCUCUGUCUCCCCGCGCCCAGCACCGACGUCCUCCUCCUUCGCCCCAGUCUCUGCGCUCUCUCCACCGAAGCGUCGGCCUUCCUCCACCCCAAACCACCUCUUCUCACUCAGACCAGUUCAUCGUUACUUUUCUUUUUUAAAAAAAAUAUUUAAAGAACAUGAAAAGAAAGUGUAAGCACCCCGUGUCCAAAUAGCAUGCCUAUUUUUCAGCUCCUUCCCACACAACCAAGGACGCGGCUAAAAGGCUCCUGGAUCAGACCUGCUGCUCUCCGCCUCUCUCUUAUCAGUUUGACUCCUGGUGUGUUAUUUAUUCGCUGUCUGGGAUUAUGUUCCUUAUUGUGCUCUCAUUUUUAAACAGAAGUGAACUUUAAAUCUAAAUUCGUUCUCCUUCUUUUCACAUAUAUGUUCCUUGGAGACACACACUCGCGCACAUACAAGAUUUCUUCCCCCGCCCCAGCCAUGUUGCUGUAAGCUUUGUAACGCUCACUCUCGUCCAUGGGAAGGUGUGAGAGAGGAAGCGCCUUUUGCUUUCUUGCCGAUUGCAGACUUCUGUGUACAGCUCUUAAUCCCCCCAAUCUCCUUGGGAGACUCUUCUCCCCUCUCCCCCAGUUCUCUCCGUAGGAUUGUAUUACAAAAAACGGCAGGAAUUGUGUAUAUAGUGUAAUGUUAAGUCCGUUCCAUCCAGAGACCCUUUUUAUUAUUAGUUUGAUUAACUGAGGUGAAGGUGAACUCAAUAUCUUGAGCCUAACGUACAGGAAAUCGAAGGAACCGCACGCAUCUCCUCUUUUUUCCCUGGCCAUUACUUCCCCUUGCAACUUUUUUGGUCUCUUUAUAUCUCGAUAAUUUUUGCGGGUGGGGAAGAGGAAGGUUCCACUAGUUGGGAAAGACAGGAAUGCCCUGUUUGGUAAGGGGAGGGGGGUGAGGUGAGGGAAAUAGGCAUUUCGAGGGGUGGGGAAGUAAAAGGUGCGACGAAAGGCAACUCUCUGCUGGAAAAGCGGAGCAGAUGUAGGUGCGGGAGUUGGAACGCGCUACGCGCCAACGGAACAGCCCCUGGAGCAGAUCACGCUAGUCCUCCUUUCUCUAGUGUUGCCUAGGCUGGACACAUCCCACGUACUCUAUCAUCCGCCUCCAAAAAAAUAAAACCCGUUUUGGGCCUGCUUUGCUCUUGGGAAUGGAGAGGAAAGAGAGAGUGCGAAAUUGUAAAGUUGAUUAUUUACCCCGUUAAUGCAACAGUCACCUGUUGAAAUGUAAGGCAAAUCUCCCCCCUUCCCUUUAUCUACAUAUCCCUA